Messenger RNA from Dinoponera quadriceps, 3088 nucleotides. RefSeq names its product inhibitor of nuclear factor kappa-B kinase subunit beta-like (gene IKKbeta). Gene Ontology annotation, cellular component: cytoplasm; IkappaB kinase complex. NCBI's taxonomy places the organism in Eukaryota, Metazoa, Arthropoda, Insecta, Hymenoptera, Formicidae. Bases 416 to 2668 code for a protein of 750 amino acids. The transcript has 15 exons. Gene Ontology annotation, molecular function: ATP binding; IkappaB kinase activity. Gene Ontology annotation, biological process: peptidyl-serine phosphorylation; tumor necrosis factor-mediated signaling pathway; positive regulation of transcription by RNA polymerase II. The record is from RefSeq and is a predicted model, not a curated record.
ACUUACAUUAGUUCCAAUAAAUUUCGUUACGAUCCACCAUUAUUUUUACUUCCAAAUUGAAGUCGUAAAAUAAACUAUUUUUAAUGAAUUCCUUAUUGAUUUCGGAUUGAUGACUAAUGUUAAUAUUAAAACGUUAAGAAUUCAUCAUCUAUUAAUAAGUGAUAAACAUUCAUGAGAGUUUCAAUUACAAAUUAAUUUAUUUGAAAUUAUAUCAAUUGGUCGGUGAGAAACAAUGGUUGCGCUUACACAUAAUUUGCAAAGUGCAUAUUUCAUGGCAAAAUAAAAGUAUCCAUGAAUCAAUUUUAUUUAGAAAUAAAAAUUAAUUUUUCUAUCUUAUCGAUAUAACCGGAGUAUUUAACUUCGUCUAGCUAUGAUAUAUAUAUAAGUUAAAAGAAGUUUAUUUUACAAAGUUAAAAUGAUGUCUAAUCCAGUUCAGUCGAGUAACGACUGGAAAUUUAAUCGAACUCUUGGCGCCGGGGGCUUUGGAACUGUUGAACUUUGGAUGCAUGUCCAAAGUGGUAAAAAAUUUGCAAUAAAGAAAUGCAAGUGGGAUUAUUCACAAUUAACACCAGUCCAACGGAAAAGAUGGGCCAACGAAGUUGAUAUAAUGAGCCGUCUGAAACAUCCAAAUAUUGUGAAAGCAGGAUUCUUACCAUUCAAGCUUCCAAAUAUAGAAAAUAAUUUGCCAAUUCUCUGUAUGGAGUACUGUAAAAAAGGAGAUCUAAGAAAAAUUCUGAAUCAUCCAGAAAAUUGUUGUGGAAUUAGAGAAACAGAAGCUGUUAAAGUAAUGACUGAGGUUUCGUCAGCUGUGGAAUAUUUGCAUUCUCAAAACAUAACUCAUCGCGACCUAAAACCAGAGAACAUAGUUCUCCAAGAUGAAAAUAAUGUACUAUUGUACAAAUUGAUAGAUCUUGGAUACGCUAAAGAACUUGGAGAAGCUAGUCUAUCUGCCUCUUUAGUUGGCACAUUGAAUUAUGUUGCCCCAGAACUUCUCUGGCAGAAAAAAUAUAGUUGCUCAGUCGAUUACUGGAGCUUAGGAAUAUUGUUUUAUGAAGUUGUGACUGGAAUAAGACCAUUUCUACCAAAGAUGCAACAUACUAUGGAAUGGAUGAAACAAAUUCAAAAUAAGGAUUAUGAAGAUAUUCAUGCUUAUGAAUCAGAAGGGAAAAUCAUUUUUGGAAAGGACAUUCAAGAUCCAACUGAUUUAUCAAAUAAUCUGCGAAGCAAAAUGGUUGCUUGGUUUAGACUGGUUUUACAAUGGGAUCCACACAAAAGAGGCAGAGUGUUUGACGAAUCUGGUAGAUCUGACUUGAUGGUAUUCAAGAUGCUAUGGCAAAUAUUGUCUAAAAAGGUAUUGUACAUUUUCUGUGUUCCGCUUUACAAAAUUAAGAUAUAUGAAGUCGAUGGCAACACUACUGUGAAAGAUGUUCAAUUAUUAAUAGAAAAAAAUACUAAUAUCAAAGUCGAACAUCAAAUAUUAACUGAUUACAAUGGUGCUGUAUUGAUUGAAAGUAGCGCAUUGCUUGUCUCAAAAACUAACGAUCACACUUUAUUUGUCUUUAAAGAUGGAUGUUAUUUGACCAAAGAUAUACCUACCCUGAAUAUUCCUGCAGAAGUGGAUAAAAUGAUGAUACAAUUAAAGGAUGAAUUGACUUUCGAAGUAUUGGAAAAUUAUUAUCGUUAUACAAUAUAUUUUGUGAGAGAACAAGUAAAUUUAUUUCAGUUAUAUGUUUUUGCCUUUAGUAUAAAUAUAGAUUUGUUACAUCAGAAAAUCAAUACUUUCAAUACGAACAUGGAGAAGACAUUGGAAAAUACAAAAACUCUUAUGAAUCAAGUAGAUGUGAUUCGUCUAAGGUAUGCGAAUUCGACAUCUGCAGAUGCAACUGACAGAAGGGAAGUUUUACGGCCUUACUUUGACAAAAUUGACAAAUUGGUCAAUGCAGCUGAUCAAAUAAAAAUGAAGUUUAUAUCCUUGAUGGAGAAUAAUGAUAAAUUCAGAAAUGAAGUUCAAAGUAUUGAUUAUAUGAAGGAUUUGUUGGAAUUAUAUAGCAAGAUCUGUGAUGUAUAUGUGGACUUAAAACAGAGAAAUACCCAUAAGACAGCAAAACCAUCAAGUAUGGUAAAGUUGGUGUUUGAAUUUUUAAAUGUACGCGAAAUACAACUCAGCCAGAAUAUAAAUAUUCCAAGGCAAACACAUAAUUUGCAAGAUGAGCUAUUGAAAUUGGAGAAAAUAUUUAAUUCAGUUACCGUUAUGACAAAAUUGUAUUGGAAAGAAUAUCAGAAGAUUGCAGAAUUGGAUGUGGAGAUUGCCCCGCAACAAUCUAACAGUCAUCAAUUCGCGAAUAUCUCUACUAUUGAAUUAAAUAGCGCUAUUCAGUCGGAGGACAAUGUGAUAUACGAUAAUUUAGUCAUACUUCACACGAUGGAGAACUUGAUGGCCGAAAUGCAGAAGAAAUAUUUGGAAGUACUUAAUAUUGACCCGUUUUCGGAGUCAAUAAACACGUGGAACAUAAUGACGUAUACCCCACUUAAUGUUGGCAUGUUUGUCAGUCUUAACAAAUGUGUAAACAGGCCUGUUCAACAGUUGUUCUGGUUUCGUUAUUUCAGCUGCAUUAGAUUGAAGAUUUACAAUAAUUACAAAUACGUAUGUACUCGAAAAGGAAGAUGAGUGAAAGAGAAAAAUCACACACGAGAGUAGUUAAAAAGAGACUUGUUUUUAAAGUGUAUAUCAUAUGUUCAUCUGGCUGUCGAUAUCCCGAUGAACUGUCACAGAGUGAAUCAUUGAUCCAGCGAACUGUUCUUAAAUUUGUUACUUGCAUAGUAAGAAGUGAAACGGUCGAGUGAAUUCUAGUGCGACAAUACUUCUUUUACCAUACUUUCACUUACGACCUAGAUUUUACUCAUUACAUAUAAAAUUUAGUUGAAUUACGAAGAGAAUAUUCUGUUAACAAUUUUAAUGAGAUGUAUAAAAUAUAGAGAGAUUGUUAUAUUUUAUACAAUAAAAGAUAAUAUUUUAUUAGAAAACUGUAUACACAUCCUAAAUCGAGGAUCGCGAACAACGAUGUUAAAAUAAAUAUUAUGUUCUUUA